Rotaria sp. Silwood1 is the source of this 1599-nucleotide messenger RNA. Lineage: Eukaryota; Metazoa; Rotifera; Eurotatoria; Philodinida; Philodinidae. The record is from the annotation of a GenBank genome assembly.
AUGGCUAUGACCAAUGCUGAAAGAAUGAAAAAAUAUCGAGAAAAAAUUAAAAAGGAUAAAGUUAAAUACGAGGCAAUGAAGGCAAAAGCUCGUGCUCGUAAUAAUUCAAUAAGAACAGUAUUAAGAGGAGCGAGCUUGGCUAAAUUUCGUGCUGAAAAUAAAAUGCGUCAACAAAAUUUCGAGAAAAUAAAAAACAAAGCUUUAAAAAAAGUAAAUUCAUCGCUUCCUAAAUGCGGCUUAAAGAAAAAAGUUAUCAUUCAACAUAUUGCUCAAAGUGUUGGUUUAGUUCGUAAAUCUACACAUAAACGUACUACACAGCAACUUGCCGAUAAAUUAAAAAAUGACGUACAUAAUUUCUACUUGCGAGAUGAUGUUUCAUAUCAAUUGCCAGGUAAAAGAGAUACAGUUGUUGUUAAAGAGGAUGAUGGAAGUAAAGUAACUUAUCAAAAAAGAAUUUUGUUUAAUAAUUUACGUGAAAAUUAUGAAUUGUUCAAAGAAGAGAAUAAAAAUGUUUUAUUAAAUCGUACGUCAUUUGCUGAAUUGAGACCACCAUUUGUUGUUCCAAAAGCUGCUUUGGCUCAUAGGAAUUGUUUGUGUUUAUAUCAUGAAAAUAUUGGUUUACUUUUGAAAUCUAUUGAUAAAUAUGUUGAUGGAAAAUUCUGUUCAUCUUUGCAAAUUUUUACUGAUAGUUUAGUUUGUAGUACAAAUAAUGAAGAAUGUAUGUUUAGUUCUUGCUCACUAUGUGAAGAUUUCUUUACAGAAAAAGUUGAGGAAAACGUUUCAGAUGGUAAUGCUAAAAUUACUUGGUCACAAUGGAUAAAUGAAAACGGUUGUGCCGAAAAAAAAGGUUUUUCAGGAAGUGUUGAUGAAGCACGAGAGCAAUCAAAGUUUUUUGAAAAAUUGAAAGAGGAAGCUAGUGACGAAAAGAUUGUAUUGCAAGUUGAUUUUGCCGAGAAUUUUAAUAUGAAAGAACAAGAUGAAAUUCAGAAGGCUCAUUGGAACUCAAAACCAUUGAGUAUAUUUACUGCUUAUGUUUGGUCAAAAAAUGAAAAUUUUGCUUUUGCUUUACCAUCAUCGGAUAUAACACAUGAUAAGUUUGUUGUUGAUGCAGCUUUGGAAAUCAUUUUGAAUCAUAUUGUAACAAUUCUUCCAAAUAUUAAAGUAGUAGAUUGUUUUUCUGAUGGUGCUGCUUCACAGUUUAAACAACGGUUUCAUUUUCGUAAUUUAGUACAGAUAGCUAAUGAACAUAAUAUUGCUUUGAGUUGGCACUUUUUUGCAACUUCUCAUGGAAAAGGUGUUGUUGAUGGUAUCGGCGGAACUGUCAAACGUCUUGUCUGGUCAGCUAUAUUAGGAGGAGGAGUAUGUCGAUCAGCCGAAGAUUUUAUUAAAAUUGCAAAGAAAAAAACUAAGAAAGUAAUUCUUAUUGAAAUCACGAAAAACAAUAUUGAUAACUCAAAAAAUAAACUUGAAAGUAUUUUCAAAACAGCAAAAAGUAUUCCAGAAACACUCAAAAUGCAUUCAGUUAAAGUAGUUGAUAAUAAUACAUUAGAAUUUCGUUAUUAUUCUUCAUGUUUUCAAAAAAAAACUGUAAAAUAUUGA